GCUCUUGACUGGGUUGGUGGUCUUCAUACAUCCGGUUGUGGAGCCGUCGUGUUCUUGAGCGAUGACAACGGCGGGAGUUGGUACUGUUGCGGAGGUGUGGAGAAAUCAGAAACGGGGAGGACUAACUACGAUGGCAGGAAGCUUAGGACCUUCUUCCUUACGUCUGUCUAUGACGGCGAGGGGAAGAACUGGGUCAAGGACGACAAGAAGGUGUCUCUUGACCUUCCGCUCUUCCAAGGUUACGUGGUCAAGGCUUUGUCGAUGAAAGCGUUUGACGUGCGCGAGAACAGAACGGAGUUCCAAAUGCUGGAUCCAGAAAAGUUUCUCUCCAAAACCAAUGGCUACCACGUCACUGGGUCCCUGCCCGUUCUCGACAACACUUUCUUGCUCAACAGACCUUUGGUCCAGUUCAACAGCCCGACGGACCAGCUGGCAACAGUAGUUAUGCGAUACAGGGAACAGUUCGCGAGGCUGCCUGCUGCCCAGCAAGUUGAUUGUGUUUUCCUGCCCAUUGAUGCGGGGUCCAAAUGUCGCCAAGAUCUGCCGGCCAAAGCGGGUGCGAAGAGGAAACUAUUGGCGAUUGCCCCGCUUUCGUCCGAUGCAGUCGCCCGGCCUCUUCCCGCUUCGAUUUCGCCCUCCGAUCGACAAGGUCGCGAUGCGGCGGAGCAGUCCAGCGAGGCUACAGACUACGACGACGGAGCUUUGCGCCAUCUGGCUAGUCCCCAACAUCAUUCCCGGGGAGGUACAGGUGCCUUUGACGAGGAGGAAUGCGAGGGCCAAGAGGGGGAGGGCGGUGGUGAGGAGGGGGACGGCGGUAACGAAGGAGAUGCCGAAGGUGAGGACAAUGACAUGGAUGCGGAGAGAGAUGUUGGUAAGUAUGACGCCUGCGGAGUCGGUGACGCGGAUGACGCGGAUGGUGCUGGAAUGUCACAGUGGUUUAACCAGGCGAAGGAUGGGACAGGCAAACAUGGCUCAUGGGGAAAGAGAAAGAGGGGAGAAGCGUUGACCUCUAUUGCGAGCCAAACGAAACAAGCGAGGACUAACGCCGUCAAUGAGGCUCGCGGAGAGUUGACGUCAUCCCAGGAAGCGCGGGCUCCUCGGAAAACUGGGGAGGGGGGGCGAAGUGGCAGUCGUGGCGGCGGCCAUGGCGGUGGUAGGAAAGGCUCGCAGAGGGCCAGGACACAAGAGCUGCGGGACUCUGAGGAUGAGGGCGAGGGGGUGGGGCCUCGCACGCCCGAGGAUGUUGACGAGCUGGUUCAGCGCGCCGCGCCCCUUGACACAACACGAUGUUUCUUUCUCGAAUACGACGAGCAAGGCUUCGCCAGGCAAGACGUUCAUGUUGUUAACGUCGACGUCACAAGAAUCAAACACAUUCCUCGUGGGAGGAUUCUUUAUAACCACCGCUCCUUGUCCGAGAACAUUGUGAGAGGCAUCGGGAAUGUCAUAGAAAGCUCUCUCACUGCCGACCCGGGGGCGUGGGAUAGACCUGAGCUCGUUCUUGCACCUGUUGAUCCGGACGACAUCGUCGGCGGGCAGGGAAGGCGAAUCACGCCGGACGAGUUCUUCAAAAGGGACUCUGCGGAAUUCGACUGGUAGUACGCUGUCUGUGGUCAGCAUACCGCCGAGGCCAUGAAACAGUUGGUGGAAAAGUACUCCGCCGCGGUCAAAG
Messenger RNA from Chara braunii, 1669 nucleotides. Lineage: Eukaryota; Viridiplantae; Streptophyta; Charophyceae; Charales; Characeae. The record is from the annotation of a GenBank genome assembly.